Solanum verrucosum is the source of this 1798-nucleotide messenger RNA. RefSeq names its product probable glycosyltransferase At5g25310. The record is from RefSeq and is a predicted model, not a curated record. The coding region runs from base 163 to 1758 and encodes 531 amino acids. The transcript has 4 exons. Gene Ontology annotation, molecular function: glycosyltransferase activity. Lineage: Eukaryota; Viridiplantae; Streptophyta; Magnoliopsida; Solanales; Solanaceae.
UCAUACUUUACCUCAGUAAAGUACCUGACAUUUUGUUUAAACUUACAUUCACAGAUCUCCCUGUUUGAGCCUUGGAGCAUAUUGGAGGCAUGAGAUGGACUUUUUAGGCUGUCUAAGGGACUGAAAUAGAUAUGCAAACGUAUCUCUUCUUUUAGCAACAGGAUGAAGAUAAGGAAAUUGUUGCGGAAAAUAAUUGCUGUUCUGUUGUUCAGAAUUGACUGGAAGAAGCUGGUUUUCAUUGGUGCUAUUCUGACAGUAUUUAGGAUAAUGUUUCAAAUUUCUACACUUCCUUAUCCUCUUACAGAAUGGAUUCUCUUCCCACCAUCGGAGAUUUCAUCUUCCCAUAAUUUGAAUCAUGAAAAGAACUUAAGAGAACUUCCAGUGAGUCCAGAUAUCCGGUUUAACCUUAGUCAGCAUGCCCCCCUAGUUGUUUCACUCAACUUUACAGACAGACUGAGUGAAACACAGGAAGUUCUGGAAAGACGAGAGCAAGUUUCGAGACAGCGGAAAAGUAGGAAGCAUGUGAAUGCAGUAGAGAAAGUUUUUUUCCCUUCUUCACCUGUUAGAAACAUGUCCAACAAUAUGCUGAGAUACAUAGCAUCUUUGACUCCAGAUGAGGCACUCGCAUAUGCCAAACGAGAGAUUGAGAAUGCCCCACUAGUUACGGAUGAUCAGGACUUGUAUACUCCUCUAUUCAGGAAUGUAUCCACCUUUAAGAGGAGCUAUGAGUUGAUGGAGCUUAUACUCAAAGUUUACAUUUACAAAGAAGGGAAAAGGCCGAUUUUUCAUCAACCUUAUCUUAGAGGAAUUUAUUCAUCCGAGGGUUGGUUCAUGAAGCUGAUGGAGGAUAGUCGCCAGUUUGUGACAAGGGAUCCACAAAAGGCUCACCUGUUCUAUCUGCCAUAUAGCGCACGUCAGUUACAAAAGGCACGAUAUGUGGUGAACUCACAUGAUCUUAAGCCGUUAUCAGUGUUCCUGUGGAACUAUGUGAACAUGCUAGCUUCAAAGUAUCCUUUCUGGAACCGCACACGUGGGUCAGAUCACUUUCUUGUUGCUUGCCAUGAUUGGGGACCUUAUACUCUAAAGGAUCAUGAGGAGCUGAGUAGAAACACUAUAAAAGCUCUCUGCAAUGCAGAUAUAUCUGAAGGAAUAUUUGUUUCUGGGAAGGACGUUUCCCUUCCCGAGACCACUAUUAGGAAUCCCAGGAGGCCUCUUAGAAACCUCGGUGGAAAAAGAGUGUCACAGCGCCCGAUUCUUGCCUUUUUUGCUGGAAAUAUGCAUGGUCCGGUACGUCCCAAACUUCUCAAAUAUUGGAGGGACAAAGACGAAUCCAUAAGAAUUUAUGGGCUUCUACCCCAUAGAGUCUCAAAAGUUAUGUCUUAUCCUGAACACAUGAAAUCAAGCAAGUACUGCCUUUGCCCGAUGGGUUAUGAAGUGAACAGCCCGAGGAUUGUCGAGGCAAUAUAUUAUGAGUGUGUUCCGGUUAUCAUUGCUGAUAAUUUCGCCCUUCCGCUUAGCGAAGUUUUUAACUGGACUGCUUUUUCUGUGGUUGUUUCUGAGAAAGAUAUUCCUAGGCUAAAGGAGAUUUUAUUAAGUAUACCUCUGCGACGUUACCAGGCCAUGCAAAAUAAUGUCAAGAUGUUGCAGAAGCAUUUUAUUUGGAACUCAACACCGACUAGAUAUGAUCUGUUCCAUAUGAUUUUGCAUUCGAUUUGGUUUAGCAGACUAAACCAGAUUCAAGUAUCACAGAUAUCAUAGUUUCUUGGGUUCUGGUUGUCAAGUAUUGCAGAUAAUCAUA